AGUCUCCAGACCAUUUCUCUAGCAGAAUCUUUGAUUGGUUCUUUGUUUAUUGUGAUGCCCCAUUAAAGAAGAAGUUCCCAUCUCGCUUUGGGAUCGCCAAACAUUCUUAGAUCUCUCUGCUCCAAAGAUCUCUGGUUUUACUUCACCUCUCUAUCUCUGCAGAACAGAGGAGUCUGGAAUUAUUGAAUGAAAAUGGGAAAAACAGGGCGAGAUUGGACACAGAUCUACGCUAUUUACGGAAUAGAUGAUUGGCAAACCCCUGUUUUUCUCUUAAUUCACGCCAUCCUCUUCUCCUUCCUCUCAAUUAUCAUACUUCUCUACUUCCCCCCGAUCUGCCUCUUCUUUGAAUCAAUACCCUCCAAUCUUCCAUCAGGAACAACCCGAUUCGCAAUCGGCUUCAUAGGAUCCGUCACAGCAAUCUCCGCCGUCUGUCUCUACCUCGCCGCCUGCAACAUCUUCUACUCAUCCGUCUACCUCCAAUGGGAAAUGGCCCAAAGAAUGGUCACCACAAUCGAGGACUGGUCAUCAAUCCAUCAAGCCCUUGUCAUUGGUUGCAGCCGCGGCAUCCUCCUCAACUCCGUCGCCAUGCAGCUAAAGAAAUGCGGCAGUUCAGGCCGAGUCGUCGGAAUCGAUUCAGGGAAAUCUACGGUUGUGUCUGCACUCCAAACGGCAAGAAUUGAAGGGGUGGAGGAAUUUGUGACGUGCAGGGAAGGAGAUGGGAGGAGACUUCCGUUUGGAGAUGGGUAUUUUGAUAUUGUGACAUCGGCUAUGUUUUUGCAUAGAGUUGGAAAGGAGUUAGGACGGAGCUCGGUGGGUGCGGCGGCGGAGAGAAUGAGGGUGGUUGGGGAAGUGGUGAGGGUGCUGAAACCGGGGGGAAUUGGAGUGGUUUGGGAUUUGGUUCAUGUGGGGGAGUAUGUGAAGAAAUUGAAAGAGAUGAAGAUGGAGGAGAUAAGAGUAUCGGAGAGAGUGACCGCGUUCAUGGUGAGUAGCCAUAUCGUGUCUUUUCGCCGGCCGAGACAGCAAGUGACUAAUAUGGGAGAGGAUGUUCGGCUUGAUUGGAGAUUUUGUAACAUUGAUCUUUAGUUUACGUUUUUAGAUUAUCAAUGGGGUUUUUAAUAAUUUGUUAAGAUUAUUAAU
Impatiens glandulifera is the source of this 1137-nucleotide messenger RNA. RefSeq lists its product as uncharacterized. The record is from RefSeq and is a predicted model, not a curated record. Lineage: Eukaryota; Viridiplantae; Streptophyta; Magnoliopsida; Ericales; Balsaminaceae. The coding region runs from base 187 to 1083 and encodes 298 amino acids. Gene Ontology annotation, molecular function: S-adenosylmethionine-dependent methyltransferase activity. The transcript is spliced from 2 exons.